AGACUUUUAUCAGCAUUCUAUGACCCCAAGCCCCCAUCGGACUUGCGGAUGUCGCCCCUUCUCGCUCCUUCGAAGGCAGGCCUUCCCGCAGCUUUUGUGCAAGUCAUGCAGUACGACCCUCUCCGGGAUCAAGGGAUUCUGUACGAGCGCCUUCUCCGAGAAGCUGGCGUUCCGACGAAACUCGUUCAGUAU
Molecule: messenger RNA, 192 nt
Organism: Epithele typhae
Lineage: Eukaryota; Fungi; Basidiomycota; Agaricomycetes; Polyporales; Epitheliaceae
Exons: 1
Molecular function (GO): hydrolase activity
Source: RefSeq, a predicted model, not a curated record